Molecule: messenger RNA, 4227 nt
Organism: Micropterus dolomieu (smallmouth bass)
Lineage: Eukaryota; Metazoa; Chordata; Actinopteri; Centrarchiformes; Centrarchidae
Gene: sack1c
Product: family with sequence similarity 83 member C
Exons: 6
Coding region: 264-2069 (601 amino acids)
Source: RefSeq, a predicted model, not a curated record
ACAGGUGAGCAGACACACCGCGCUGCUGACAUGACAGGGAAUUAGAGAAGCGAGGACCAUUUGAGCGCCUCGGAGGGACUCGGCUCCCCUUCACUGGAUUAUAACCCGGAGGACAGAUCAUUCAGAUAUUAUAGGACUUUACAGAGCUCGCGAGCCUCGGCGAACCUAUUACAUGAUUGUUUGGUUAUUUUGUUUCGUGAGCGUUUUUAUAAAACCGGGGAUUUGACAAGUUAAUCCCAGGACUACACACGCACGCACGCACCAUGAUGAACUCUGAGGGCCUGAGGCCGGCUCCGUCCGGCAGGAAGUCCCUGGGCAAGCUCGCCUCCCGGCUGGAGGAGGUGAAGAACCCGUGGCGGCAGGUCUCCACGCUGGAGCUGAGCCACAACGAGGCGGCCCGGCUGGCGACGGACGCCCUGCUGGAGCACGGGGAGAUGGAGUACCGCAGGGUCCUCACCGAGGAGCGGGAGGUCAACUUUCUGUCCCCGCUGGAGGUCCGCUACAUCACCCAGCAUUCGGCCAAGGCGUGCGGCUCCGAGAGCAACGGCACCGGCCCCAACGACCGGGACUUCGGGGACGGGGACGCCGUGUCCGAGCUCACCUCCGGGACUUACUUCCCUAUGAUGUCCGACGAAGAGCCGCCGAUGCUGGAGCUCGGCUGGCCGGAAUCCCCGGCGAGGUACGGACCGUCGGAGACGCAGAUCUACUUCCAGAGGGACAAGUCUCACAACGUCAAAGACCUCAUCAGGUCUCUGAUCAACAAAGCCAAAAAGGUGAUCGCGUUGGUGAUGGACGUGUUUACAGACGUGGACCUGCUGUGUGAUCUUAUGGAGGCGUCCAACAAGCGCCGGGUCCCCGUCUACAUCCUGCUGGACGAGAAAAACCUCGACUACUUCUUAGAAAUGUGCUCGGCGCUCGAUGUUCAGAACUCACACCUGAGUAACAUGCGAAUUCGCAGUACGUGCGGAGACACAUACUGCACCAAGAGCGGCAAGAAGUUCACCGGCCAGGUCCUGGAGAAGUUUAUGAUCAUUGACUGUGAAGAGGUCAUCGCCGGGUCAUACAGUUUCACCUGGCUGUCGGCUCAGGUGCACAGCAACAUGAUGAUGCAUUUCUCAGGCCGCAUCACCGACAGCUUCGACCGGGAGUUCCGCUGUCUGUACGCCGACUCGCAGAUCAUCGACUGCUUCUUCAACCCGGAGGAGGAGGGGAUGCCCUACUACCCGUCAUACCAAGCCAUGAUGGGCCCCGGCACGGGCAUGGGGCUGGGUCCCAUCAUGGGGCUGGAUUUACUCUCUGAGAGCAGGCAGAGGGUGUGCUCUGAUCACUCCAGCAGCCAAUCAAGUAACAGCAUCUCCAGUGUGAAGGCCGCACCCGGGAUGACCUCCAAGACGGUCUACAAGGUCACUCAAGGUCACGACAAGAAGGAGCCCAACAACAACUCUCACCUGAGCCCUGAGAGGAGAGCAGGAGGCUCGGGUAACGGAGGAACCAAUCACAGCCCAGUCAUGGAAGGACCGCCCCCGCCCUACGGUCAGCCAAAGGGCAUGGAGUGGAUCAAGCCUCACCCGGCGGACGUCAUGCGGUCAAAUAUAGGGGGCACCUCCAACAAGUUCCAGGCGUUGGGGUUGUACGAUCACAAACCGGGCGCGUUCCACAGCGGCAGGCUCAGCCCUGGCACCCCCAACUCAAACCUAAACCCCAGGACCCAGACGCCCUCCCCGCUCAAUGACAGCAAACUGACCCCCAAGCACAGGACUUCCUCCAACCAGUUCAUCAACAAACUCACAGACCUCUUCCUGCCCCCGUCCAGCAAAGACAAAGACAACUUCCGGAAUUCACCGUCCCCUCACGGCACCACGACCUGGGGGGGGCCAGACCUCUCUGAGCCUGAGCCUGAGAGCCAGCAGAGCCCGCCGCCGCCGCCGCUCUCUCCGGUCAAGGUGAUGACCCGACACGACCAAAAACGAAUGACGCUGGGCCACAGCAAGCUGGACCUGGUGAACCAGUACAACAAGACGAAAUACAAGCCGGUGUACAGCCGCUUUGAGCUCAAGACCCCGAAUUAAACCGGGAGUUCGGACUAUUAUUAGAUUAUUACAAUCCACGAGGAAAAGUCUCCAUGGACUCUGGUGGUUUUUAUAAAGAGGUCAGUCCUUCGUCUUCUUCCACAGUUGAUGCCUGGCAGAAAUCACGCCAUUACGGCCAUGUUGGCUCUGACGCUCCUUCAGAGUUUCCCUUUGUGUUUCCUGAAACCAUUUUGCCUCUUUUUAAUCAUGUGAGGAGCCUUUAAAGAUACAGCAGGGUUGUUGUUGCUGUUGUUGUGGGGUUGUAGUUUACAAAACACAUGAAAUAUAUUUACAAGGACUAUAUAUUAAAACUGAUUGAAUUCCUUUGUAAUAAAAUAAAAUAAUAAAAACAAGGCGGUAGCCAAAACAGGUCUCACACACACACAGCAGUUGUUUGUCCUAACAGAAGAUCUGUCACAUUUAAAAAUGACAAGUUGCAGCUGAGCUGAACUCUGAGAACAGAUCGUCCUCAAUGUGUCCCAACAUGAACCUUAAAGAGACAAUUGAAAAUGUUUUCACUGGAGCCUCGCACUGCCUUUUCUUUACUUCACUCCAGGAACUAACGGCACGAGACAAUUUUACACUUGACGCCAGAACUUAUUUAAUAAGAGUCUUAAAGUCAUUUUUAUUUAAAUAUUUUGUGUGCAGUUGGCCGCACGAUGAGGCAAACUUGAAAACUUUCUGUACUUCAAGUGAAUGGGCUCCAUCUUGAAGUCCAAUAUCCAGUUCUUAUAAUACAUCCAUGGUGACGGCAAGUGACCCGGCGGCGACACGUAUGUGACCUCAGUGCUCUGUACCUGCUUAAUCAGGUUAACUAUCAAUAGUGGAAGUGAUGUCACCAACUAUUUUUAGAUCCCGCCCACACGGAUACUACUGCACAAAUCAAAUUACAAGAACCGGAACCAAAAAUUCACACCUCAUGUAGGGGGCAAACUAACUUUUAUUCUUUUUAGUAAAUACACGUUCAAAACAAACACCAAGGACUCUGAUAUCUAUUUAUAUUAGAAUUUUAGUCUUUAGUCCAAAAUUAGCUCUGAUUUUCAUAUUUUUACUUUUGUAUGUUGUUUGAUGCAAACAAGUAAACUAAAUGUUUUUUUCCUGAAUGAAAAAGCGCAGAGUAUCAGGACUCAGUUAUCGUGUGUGAAGACCCUAAAUGUAAAAACAUCUUCAUCCUUUUCUUUCAGUUGUGCUUGGAUUGGAUUCUUCCUGUAUUAUAGUGUAACACGUGCCUUGAUCAUCCUGCCUUACAUUUUACAAUCACAGUUUAGACAAACGUAAUAAUCUCCUGUGACUUCAAAUAAGUGUCACUACAGGUACACACAUGCCUAUGUGAUACCGCUGUCACUACAGGGAACAAAGCUUUUAUGUAAAUAGAAGCAGAAGCAGUGAGACGAUAUUCCUGGUGCUGUAUCUCGUUACAAUUCUGGGAAAAUGAUGUGUAAGUGCAGAAACUGAAGGGCUUUGGGGCAAGACAGUUUUGAGAAGAUGCUAUUUGUCUGUUUAAAGAAUAAGCAUGCACAUUUUACAGUGCUGUCAUACAUUUAAAAUUAGUUUCUUUAUUGCAUUAAGUUUGUCUUUACAGAGGAUUGGUUCCUCAUACAGUAGAUUUUUUUUAUAAUAAACAGGAUUUUUUUGUCAAAUAUGUAGAUUUGUAAAUAGACUGUUUAAGUUACACCCAGUUAAUACAAAUUUAGUAUUAUUCACAUAAUGUGUUGAUUUAGUUCUUUUCUGUGAUGACUUGUGCUGGUGCACAGUCGUUUUUCAUCACUCUACAGGGCUUUCCAAAUAAUUCCUCCUCGGCGUGGAGCAGCAGUGCAGCAGGCAAUGAAAACACCUAAGCAAUACCGAUUGACAGUGAUCAAUAAUUUUGAUACGUGUGUGUUAACUGCUCAUUUUAGUUGGCAUUGCUGCUGUUUCUGCAGCCGGACAAUGUGCAGGCAUGUCCUGUCUGUCUGACUGAUGUAUAUUAUGUUGUGUAUAUAUGAAUGAACUGACUGUCAGGAAUUUGGGUUAUUUUUAAAGAAACUUAAACACAUUUGUUUUAUGUUGUUUUAUUUUUUACAUUAUGUUAUUUACUGGAGAAUGUGAACUUUCUGUGUUGAAGUUGGUCUUUAUUUGUAAGAUGGAAGAUUUUAAUAAAACAAGAGGUUGAAGUUAA